AAACUAUAAAUAUAAUAAAACAAACAAAUAUUAGUAUCAUGCCGCACCUAAUAACUAACCGACGUCGUGAGUAUAAGGGGAUCAAAAUAUAUGGCCAUUCAGUGCCCCUCGAGGGUCUGAAUGCACUAAUGUACCUGAUUGGGGGAGUAGGUUUCCUGAUAGGUUCUGUACUAUUCCUGCCUAUCUAUGACGAUUAUAAGGGCUCCGGGGCCUGGCUGUUUGUAGGCAGUUCAUUCUGCUUCGUAAUGGUGGCGUUGCACGAUAUUCUGGAAGCGAGGAGCAUAUUAGAUAAAGCAUGGCGAGUACUCUGGGUACGACAUGUAUACGAUAAAGAGGAGAAAUCGAAAACAGUGAUUGGAAUUUGGAAAUGGUUGGAAGUAGUUGUAGCAGUGGUUUAUUCCAUUGCCGCAAUCACUUUUGUGGUGGGUAGCUUCUUCUUCGUGCCAGAGUACGAGAAUACAGCAGUAGGUUCAUGGCUGUUUGUGUGGGGAUCUGUACUUUAUGGCUUUGGCGCCUGUAUCAACAUGCUACAGGUUUACCUGAAGAGUUCCGCCGUUCUCAUACAGCUGCUGAUGUUUACCUCUGCACAAUUCUUGAUUGGGUCGGUGUUGUUUCUGGUAGGAAGCGUCGUCUUCUUAUUAGACAUUCAAGAUCCCAGGCCGGUGUAUAUCAUAGAUACCUUUGCAGGGUGGUUGUUCAUUGUAGGUAGCAUCUUAUUCGUUGGUGGUGCGUUGACUAAUGCACUGCGAGCGAAGUACAGCCAUAGACAUGAGAACAAAAUGGGGCCAAAGAAACAAGAAAUCGGGGACGCGGGCAAUAAGAAAACUAUUCCGAGUGGUGGUGUGAUGGGUUCCGUUGCACACAUAGCGUAACCGUGUGUACGACAGCGGUAUCGUCGGGCUGGCCGGGUCGGAUAGUACAAACAGUUCAUUAUCUUGUCCACUAUACCGGAGCAUCACACAGAACACGAAUAUAUAUAUCACAGCACCUGUUGUAGGGCAAUGACAGCAGCUAAUGGUAGUGGCUAUAUGUUCAUGCUAGGUGUGUGAUGUAGCACUAGACUGUACUCUAGCCUACUGCAGCAAUUUUUAUGUCUCGAGGCCCAGUGUUUCAAGUAUAAUCAUUACAGAUUCGACUUUGGGUGCAAUCCAAAAUAGUAAAUAAUUCUCGGAGCAAAGGAUGUUCAACAUGGCUACUAAGCAAAUACGGAAUCGAUAGACAGCUCCGCACAGCAACACCAACACUGCCAGAAGGCAAAGGCUGAGCGCCAUUCAAUAAAAACCAAAAUUAGAUAUGUACCAAGACGGACACUGGUCAGAAGGACCAGAAGUAACCUUGACCUUGAUAUACAGGUAGCCUUCUGAAUCAUCCAGGUCUGCAGUAUUCAGACAAAGCAUGAUCCUUGCUCGUUAGUCGAGACACCCCAUAUGGCAUGUGGCCCAGACUCUCAGGUUCCAAGACUCACAGUGUGCCAUGCAUUGAAGACAAAGGAUAGCAACUGUAUAUAAAUAUGCAAUCAGUGUGUCACGUAACACAAAUAAAUAUAUGAAUGAUUGUUCGUUCGUAAACUUUCUUUGCGUUUUUUUGAAUGUUUAUAAAAGUUUAUGCUAUAAUAUGUUUUGUGUGGAUUUCAGCGGCCUAA
Messenger RNA from Sphaeroforma arctica JP610, 1642 nucleotides. RefSeq lists its product as hypothetical. Lineage: Eukaryota; Ichthyosporea; Ichthyophonida. The coding region runs from base 39 to 872 and encodes 277 amino acids. The transcript has a single exon. The record is from RefSeq and is a predicted model, not a curated record.